AUGAGGUACAAUAUUCUUAACCGUCAAAAUGGAUUAAUCCGGACAGCAGAGCAUUUCAGAGCCGUGGAGUUCUUCAUCAGGGACAAGUACGAGAGGAAGAAGUACUACGACAAAAAUUCUGUCAAUGGAGCCAUUAAGUCCUCUGAUGCUGCUUUGCCCUCAGUAUCGUCUCCUUCUUCGCAAGCAGCUGAGAAAAGCAAACUGGAGAGGGAGAGAGAGAAGAAAAAGGAGGAGAAGAAGCGAGAAAAGGACACGGAUAAAGAGAACAAGCCAGCAGUUCUGGAGAAGAAAAGAGAGGACAACCAGAUAGAUUCCAGAAUCAGUCCCAAGAAGAGUGCAGAGCCCGCCAUCGACCUGUUAGGCCUUGAUGCACCCACAGUCGGCUCUGCCAGCAGCGGGGCAGGAACAAGCAGUGCAGCUCCAAUCAGUGACGACUUAGACAUCUUUGGACCAAUGGUAUCCAACCCUCUGCCCUCCAACAGCAACACAAGCCAGGUGAGUUCCAGUAAGGCAGCUGGCAGCGCUCAGGCCAGCUCUGCCGGAGGGGCUGUGGCAGGUGCUACGGGCACAGGAAGUGCUGCUCCAGCACAGGGAGAUCUGGACCUGUUCAGCGAAACCAGCGGGAACGGCAAAGCUGAGGACUCUGCCAAGAAACCUCUCUCCAAGGACUCUAUUCUCUCCCUGUAUGGCUCUAGCACUGUCCCACAACAGCCUGCACAAGCGACGGCGAUGUUUAUGGGUCCAUCUCAGAUGCAGUUUCCUGCGCAGCCACAAGGGAACUUCCAGGCCUUUCCAGGGAUGGGAGGAGCAAUGCCACCCACUACCAUGAUGGGGGCAGUCAUGGGCCAGGGUGGCGCUAUGAUGGGCCAGAAUACAGGCAUGAUGGUUGGCAUGACGAUGCCUAAUGGAUUCAUGGGAAACGCACAGCCAGGGGUGAUGGGCUUGGCUCCAGGCAUGAUGGGACCUCAGGGCAUGGUGCCCCCUCAAAACAUGUAUGCUAUGCAGCCGGGUCAGCAAGGACAGUGGAAUAUGGCACAGAUUAACCAACAGAUGUCUGGAAUGAACCUGAACGGUUCUGGUGCUCCUAUGGCAUUUGGGCAGCCCGGUGCCCCUAUGGGCGGCUGGGUGGCUCCCCCCUCCGGUCAGACCCUCAGCACCCAGCUCUGGAAGUAAACCAAUGAGGGACGAUGGAGGACAAGAGGCAUCGCAUCCCUCCAUCUCUCCUCUCCUCCAACCACCACAACCGGCACCCAGAGUUUUAUUCAUGUACUGUCAAAUUUUCUCCCCCUUUCUCUUUCCAACCAUUACUACUCUGGAGAGCAUCGAUUCAACCUGCCCUCUGUGUAUUGAUCAAGUGAGUGAGAGUACGGUGUGCAAGAGACUGGCAGCUUUGACCAUCUUAUUUGCAAUUAUUAUUAUUUUUUCUCUUCUAUUAUUAUAUAUAUAAAUAUAAAUAUAUUUUUGGGGGGUUCAAAACACAUAUCAGCUCCAUGAAAGCUGCUGGACCAAUUAUACAGGCUUCUAAUAUAUCUUUACCAAAUCAAUAGUGAGUCAUAGUAUUUAAAAGACAAGAGGUAUGGCUAUCAUAUUUGUGACUUUCCCCUUCCUUUUCCUAACUUCUGUAGCCCGACGUCCUACAACCCCCGUAGCAGAUAUUGUAUAGACCCAUGUAAUGUAUGUAAUCAUAUGAUAGACAAACCCCUCGGCCCCUUCUCUCCGGCCUCUCAGCCCACCGCAUCCGUGUAGCUCCAUGACAAACUCCCAUCUUUACUGUGAUGUUUUAAUGUGUGCGUUACAGAGAAGCACAGUGAGUGAAAGACAAAUAAACCUGGACGACUGUACAGCUGCGAUGGCUUUUGGGGGUCAAAAGAAAGGAUCGUUGGUAUUAGCCGAACAAAAGCGCGCAGUCAAACACGUCAGUCCCGCCGCUGUAGCAGAGCUUCUAUCGUCUCAGACAGGGUCUCUCUGCUGUGCAAUAAUUUCAACAUCCCCACCGUGUCAUCCAGGUUUAUUUCUAUAAUGUGUUUACAUUUUUUCUGGUGCCUAGUACAGAGACAGAAUAUUGUUAUUUCCGUGCAUUAAACAGUGAAUAGCCAUGAA
Danio aesculapii is the source of this 2100-nucleotide messenger RNA. RefSeq names its product small ArfGAP 1 (gene smap1). NCBI's taxonomy places the organism in Eukaryota, Metazoa, Chordata, Actinopteri, Cypriniformes, Danionidae. Gene Ontology annotation, molecular function: GTPase activator activity. The transcript has 9 exons. Gene Ontology annotation, biological process: regulation of clathrin-dependent endocytosis. The record is from RefSeq and is a predicted model, not a curated record. Bases 1 to 1173 code for a protein of 390 amino acids.